Molecule: messenger RNA, 4451 nt
Organism: Talpa occidentalis (Iberian mole)
Lineage: Eukaryota; Metazoa; Chordata; Mammalia; Eulipotyphla; Talpidae
Gene: ANKZF1
Product: ankyrin repeat and zinc finger peptidyl tRNA hydrolase 1
Exons: 13
Coding region: 284-2446 (720 amino acids)
Molecular function (GO): protein binding
Source: RefSeq, a predicted model, not a curated record
GUGGCCCGGCCGCUGCCGGCGCCCAUCGCACGGGGGACCCGGCCGGUCAGCUACUCUCUGGUUUCGCUCAGUCGGGUUCGACGUGGAGCUCGAUGCCGCCCCGGUUCCCUCGCGUGUAGUCUGAGCCCGGGGCUCUGGUUAAGCCCAGCUGACUCCUGGUACCGAGGAGUCUUGCAACUGGGGGAGACCAAGUCAGGUCGCAGGAGGCGGGGCGGUAGGAUCGGGCUUUGUUUCUCUCCCCCCUUGUGCUCCAGGAGCUGCUUCUAAAUCAUUUUGCUCAGCCAUGUCGCCGGCUCCAGCUGUUGCCCAGGCUCCAGCAUCGUUCUCCUUGUUUGACCUCAGCACUGAUGCUCCGGUGCUUCAGGGCCUGAGGCUGGUGAGCCACGCUGCCGGGGAGUCUCAGGCCCAGGCUCUAAGAUCUUCCUGUCCAGAUUCAGAAGAGAGAGCAAGCCCAAAAAGAAAACCUCUGAAUAUUUCAGAGAAGUUAUUUUGCUCAACCUGUGACCAGGCCUUCCAGAAUCACCAAGAACAGAGGGAACAUUACAAGCUCGACUGGCAUCGAUUUAACCUAAAGCAGCGUCUCAAGGACAAACCUCUUCUGUCUGCCCUAGACUUCGAGAAGCAGAGCUCUACAGGAGAUCUUUCCAGCAUCUCAGGAUCAGAAGACUCAGACUCAGCCAGUGAGGAAGACUUACAGAUGCUAGAUGAGGAGAGGCCUGAGUUUGAGAAGUUUAACCGACCCCAAGGCUUCCACCCGCAUCGGGUUCUUUUCCAAAAUGCCCAGGGCCAGUUUCUUUACGUCUAUCGCUGUGUCCUAGGCCCUCGUGAGGUGCCUCCAGAAGAACCAGAAGUGCUGCUUCAGAACCUACAAAGUGGAGGUCCCAGGUGCUGCGUGGUGCUCAUGGCUGCAGCUGGGCACUUUGCUGGUGCCAUUUUCCAAGGAGGAGAAGUGGUGACACACAAAACUUUUCACCGGUACACGGUGCGGGCCAAGCGGGGCACUGCCCAGGGGCUUCGGGAUGCCCGGGGUGGGACUUCUCGCUCUGCUGGAGCCAACCUGAGACGCUACAAUGAAGCCACACUGUUUAAGGAUGUUCGUGACCUGCUGGCAGGGCCAGACUGGGCAAAGGCGCUGGGGGAGGCUGGGACAAUACUGCUUCGUUCACCCCACUCUGGUCGGUCCUUGUUCUUCGGAGGCCCUGGGGCACCCCUGCAACGAGGGGAUCCCCGACUUUGGGAUAUCCCCCUCACUACCCGCAGACCUACCUUCCGAGAAUUACAGCGAGUGCUCCAUAAGCUGACCACCUUGCAUGUCCAUGGAGAAGAUCCCCGAGAGACAGUCAGGUUAGACGAACCUAAGAUCCACUGGAAGACAAUGAGAGAGAGGAAGAAGGCCAUCAAGGAAGAAAGAAAGGUCCCCAGUGGCGAAAAUGAGGUGCCGGAGCAGAAUGAGGAAGCUCCUAAACAGGGUUCAGGGUCAGAGAGAGAGGAUGACUCCCAGGUAGAACUGGAACUAGUGGAGUUGACGCUGGGGACCCUGGAUCUUCGUGAGUUUGAAGUGUUGCCCAAGCGGAAGAGGAGAAAAAGAAAUAAAAGGGAGAGAAGCCAAGACCUGGAGGCUGGGGCACUUGUGACUCCUCCCCAGAAAUCUCAAGACGAUGAGGCCUUCUCACAGUCAGCUGAGGCACAAGCAGCUUCUCUGGGCUCUUUGGAUGAGGCUGGGGCCUCUCGUCAACCAGAGCUCUGGGACAUGCUUCUAGCUGCUUGCCGAGCUGGAGAUGUUGGGAUGCUGAAGCUCCAGCUAGCUGCCAGCCCCACAGAUGCCGGAGUCCAGUCUCUGCUCAAUGCCCCCUUGGGCUCCAGCGGUUUCACACUCCUGCAUGCAGCAGCUGCAGCUGGGAGAGGUGCUGUGGUUCGUCUGCUGCUGGAGGCAGGUGCUGAUCCCACUGUGCAGGACUCCCGAGCCCGGCCACCCUAUGUGGUCGCAGCUGACAGACCUACACGUAAUGAGUUCCGCAGGUUCAUGGAGAAGAGCCCGGAUGCCUGGGACUACAACAAGGCUCAGGUGCCAGGGCCACUCACACCAGAAAUGGAGGCACGGCAGGCCUCGCGGAAACGGGAGCAGAAGGCUGCCCGGCGGCAACGAGAGGAACAGCAGCAAAAGCAGCAGGAGCAGGAGAAGCGAGAACAAGAGGAGCAGCAGCGAUUUUCUGCCCUCAGUGACCGCGAGAAGAGAGCUCUAGCUGCAGAGCGCCGACUGGCUGCCCAGUUGGGAGCCCCUCCCCCAGGGAUCCCCGACCCUGCGAUGAUCAGCAAUGUGCGACGCUGCUGGAGCUGUGGGACAUCCCUCCAAGGCCUCGUUCCCUUUCACUACCUUGACUUCUUGUUCUGCUCCACACGCUGUCUCCAGGAGCAUCGCUGUCGAGCUGGAAAGCCCUCUUCCUGAUCUUACAGAACUACCUGGGGCCAGCUCUAGGUUCUGAGGGCACAUUCACACUGGCCCUAGCUUUCUUCUUCCCCACAAGGCCAGAGAGUGUGUGGAGGGUGAAGAACACCUGGGAGCCAGGGCAAAGUCGGGGCCACAGAAGUAUGUGGAGCUGGUACUGUCUCUGGAACUUUAAUCACAAUAAAGUUUUGCAAGGCAGCUGCGCUUGUACUUACAGUCAGGACUUUUGGCCUUGGGUUCCUUGUGGUCACUGUGGCCCAGCACCAGGGGUCCUGCCGACUCCAUGUCCCAGGACCAAGGGUUACCGAAAUUUCAUUCAGUGCCCACUUAACUCCAUUGAUUCAGGGGUAUUUUGUGUAUCAUCUGAGAGGGAAUAAACAUAUGUCCUGUGCAAGGUGCUAUUGAGGAUAGGCCUAUCCAAGAACUGGAUUUGAGGGUUGGGAGGUGCAUUUUCUAACUCCAGCAAUAUAAUUUUGUUGAGGGCUCCCUGAACAAACAACAGGGGUCUUGGCACAUAGAGGGUCUGUUGUGGCCCCCACUUUGUCCAGUAGCGGCCCAGAUUAAACCCAUUGAUCCAGACUUGGCCCUGGGGAGGCAGGAGGAGAAAGGAAAAGCAAGGGUCAGCUCUCAAGGGGUAUAGUCAGUCCCUUUUUGGUUUCUGAUCAGAUAAAUCAUUUCUGCACCCACCGUCCCACCCUGACCAUCACCAGCAGCAAUACCUUGGUCCAUCCAGGUAAAAAGAGAAAUGUGUCCCCUCCUGAGCCUAAAAUUGGAAAUGUUGUGGAGUAGAAGGUAGGGCCAGAGGGAGUUGGCGGAAUUGGUGUUUUCAGCAACUGGAGGGGAAACCACCACUUUGCGAGCUUAUCAACUUUCAGAGGGUACAUCAGCCACUGGGUAAGGAUUCUUUGCCCCAGAAUUGGAGGCUCUAAGAGGCCCUGUAAAGAAGGCAAAUGGGAACUCAUCAUUCACUAAACUCUUAGGUACAAACUGUCCCUAAUGUAGCCCUGGGAUGCAACUAGUGGCUGUGUCCAGUACCCCACAAACCACUUCUCCUCUGGGGAUUCUAAGGACAUGGCUCCUGUUACCUUCCAUUAGGCCCCAAUUUCCAAGGGAGUUUGGUCAAUAAUGGUGUGGGGCCAGGCGAUGGGCAGAGCUAGCUCACCUUGAAGUCACUGCUGUUAGAUCCAAAACUGAGCCUCCCCAUGUUCUCCAGCAAGACAUCCAGUUUGGCCCCCUUUUGCCCAACCAAAAACAGUUUGUGUUUUGUGUUUCGUUCCAAAACACCGUGAAACACCUGUGGACAAGAGACGGGAUCUCUAAGAGGAAGGGCUCCGCAUCUAGCUCGUGGCCACACAUGAACAGGAAACCAUUAGGACAUUUACUUGGUGGGCAAAGAAAAGUAGCCCAUUUGCCAGUUACCCACCCAUCCUGCAACUGUCCUUAGUCAGACUCUUCACCCCUGCUUAUCCCUGGGCUCCCAGAGGGUAAGGAUGCUCAGGAGGAGGGGAAAUGGCACAGGUAACCUGGGGAGGUUCUCACCCCAUCUACCAUCACGUAGGCACGAUCGUGGACUCCAUUGUUUGGUACCCAGAAUUGUGUUGGCUCAGCAACAGUAUAGGGCAGAGAGGUCCGGUACAACAUAAAGCCACGGUCCUAGUGGGGGAGAAUGAGCACUUAAAUGAACUGAGAGAAAAGAGCAGACUCUGUGGGGAAGAUGUAUAGCUGGAGGGAACUUUGGGCUAUUGGUGUUGAAGGUUGCCAUUACCUACUGGAUGUGGCUUUAUGCUGUACCUGUUUGACAGCCUCAAAGGUCAUUGGCAAGAUUGAACGGAUGGGCCUUUGGGGGCACAGGAGGUCUAGGAAAGCCAGCAAAUCCCCAUUCUAUUAGAAUAAAGAGGAGGUAUCAGAACAGGAGGGAAAUUUCAGAAUAGCAGGCAGGAUUGGAUAGGUAAUUUAGAGAAUAAAGGGGUAAAAUCAGAAAAAAUGGGGGGGAGCUUACCAGGUG